This is a messenger RNA of Gavialis gangeticus (Gharial), 1776 nucleotides long. It is a transcript of the gene CAPSL, whose product is annotated as calcyphosine like. Gene Ontology annotation, molecular function: calcium ion binding. NCBI's taxonomy places the organism in Eukaryota, Metazoa, Chordata, Crocodylia, Gavialidae. The transcript is spliced from 5 exons. Bases 159 to 785 code for a protein of 208 amino acids. The record is from RefSeq and is a predicted model, not a curated record.
CUGCACCAUUAACGUGAGCUGCCCAAUCAGAGCCAGAGGGCUGUGACAAGGGGAAGGGAGGAGGAGGUGCGGGGGAGACAGGACAGCUUCCCAAGCUGAAGGAGAAGAGUGUCCAUAGUUUCAAGUAGAAGCAACAGGUUCCAAAUUAUCAUUCAAAGAUGCCCGGUACAGCAAGACAUGACCGAGAGAUGGCAAUCCAAGCCAAAAAAGACCUGGCCAAAGCCACAAACCCAAUUGAGAAGCUUCGGCUGCAGUGUCUAUCAAGGGGGUCUGCAGGCAUCAAAGGACUUGGCAGAGUCUUUCGGAUUAUGGAUGAUGACAACAGCAGAACCCUCGAUUUCAAAGAAUUCAUGAAAGGAUUAAAUGAUUAUGCUGUCAUGAUGGACAAGGAAGAAGCACAAGAGCUUUUCAGGAUGUUUGAUAGAGAUGGCAGUGGAACAAUAGACUUUGAUGAAUUUCUCAUAACAUUAAGACCUCCAAUGUCCAAUGCCAGAAAAGAGGUCAUCAUGCAGGCAUUUAGGAAGUUUGACAAAACAGGUGAUGGUGUUGUAACCAUUGAAGACUUACGAGGGGUCUAUAAUGCACGGCAUCAUCCCAAAUACCAGAAUGGAGAAUGGACAGAAGACCAAGUUUUUAGGGCUUUUUUAGAUAAUUUUGAUUCGCCCUAUGACAAAGAUGGGAAGGUUACAACAGAUGAAUUCAUGAACUACUAUGCUGGAGUCAGUGCUUCAAUAGACACAGAUGUCUAUUUUAUCAUCAUGAUGAAAAAUGCUUGGAAAUUCUGAUUGCAUGAUUAAGGAAACGAGACUGUAUUUCUUGCUUUUUAGCUCCACCUUGUUAAAUACAUACACAGUGAUAUGGCCACACUUCCUGCAAUAGCAACUUUCAAUCUAUGUACUGAUUUCAGUAAAUAAGGAGCAGCAGUAAUUGCUGUAGCACACUGUUUUUGGCAGAAUCAUCCUCAGCUGAUUGGCAAAAGGCCAUGCCAGUCAUCACUCACUCUUGUUUUUUUCUUUUACUUUCCAUAUCUGUCUUUUCUUCUCUCAGGGAACCCCUUUCACCUACUGCUGUACUGACUACCAGUGGUUCCCAAACGUGUCCUUACAUCUACUGAAUAAGAUGCAGCUGUGUUUCUCAGGAGGUGGAAUAGAAGCGUAGUGAAGAAUUGUGGGAAUGCAAAUACUUCACAUUUUACACCCUGUAAACGUAAGGGCACUUGCUCGUGUAGCACAGAUACUGUCCCAAGAUUCCUUAGACGUGUCUGCCAUCUUUUUUUCCCUUCUAUUCCUUUGUGUCUUGACUUUCUCUCCGCUCUCUGGGAGGUUUGCCCUUCUCAAAGAAAACUGUCUUACAGAUGUAGAUGUUUUACGGUAUUCUUUUGUAACUGUGCAUUGAAAUACUUACCACCGCUCUACCGGACCUACCCCAAAAAACUCUCCCAUUUACUAAGAUGCUACUGCUUGGAAAUUUCUAUGAACUACAGAACUUUGCAGUCUUACAAUUUCUGGCUUUGCUGCUGAAAAGAAAAAAAUAAAUGAGAGAGAACCUAAAGAAAUAGUUGGACUCUUUCUGCAUUUCAUUACCUCUGAGAAUGGCUGGCUGCUCAGUUACCUGUGAGGAGAAUGAGACGCUUGUUGAAAAAAGGAGCCUGUCUUGCCAGACAGGUCUUGUCUAAUUCUCUUGGCUGUGGUCCCCCAUCCCCAUUGCUUCCCCCUCAUUUGUUUCUUUUGUUUGGUUCCUCUUUGUCCUGAAAUAAACUGUUGUCAUUGGAGUUCA